CCGAUAGCGGAGAACGUCCUUCGCCGUCGUAAAAAUGUUGCGCGGCGCACAGGGGCCGGGGCAGGUACGACGGCGUGCGGGACCGAGCGACCGCUACGGGGACCGAUCGUUAAUCCGGCCAGCUGACGGUAAACAGCGUCGCAAUAAUAUUUAACCUAUUUAAAUUACGCAUUGUAUCGUAUCGAGACGAACGACGGCGGCGGCGCGGUCCGGUUUGAAAAUAACAUUCCGCGCAGCCCGUCCGCCGUGCGGGCCGGACGUGGCCCCCGUCUUUCGGGACCGUUAUCAACCGACGUUAACAAAUCGCGCGCUCCCGUCAUGGAGCAAAAAAGAAAAAUCGCCUAGCCCAACUCCGCGGAGAAAACGUCAGCUGUUCCUUUAACCUCUUAAUCACUUUUUUUUUAAUCAGCCCUCUCACUAGGCCAGACCAGACGAAGAAAAUACGGUCUUCCAAAACCCAAAGCCAACGGAUCCGCUCUUGUCCGUCUCAAACCCGUCUACACACUCGCCGUCCCCGUACAUCGGUAUAACAGAUACUCCGCGAUGGCUCACAGGAUAUUCCAUAAAUUCGUAAGUAUCGAAACGUUUUGCCGUCGGCGACGGUACGAUGCGAAAAACUGGUAUCGUAUACCGACGUCCAGUGGACGGGCAUUAAGUUUUUAACGUGAAAAUUUGGUUUUUUUUCGACAGAACAAUAUUUCCCAAUACCUAGCACGUUCCUACAGCGCAGAAACGAGAAAAGUCACGCUGAUUCCCGGUGACGGAAUCGGCCCCGAAAUCUCGGCUGCAGUGCAGAAAAUUUUCGAGGCUGCCAAAGUAAUUUAUUUUCGUUAUUUAUCAUUGGAUAGGCGUUUCGCAGUCAUAUCUGUAAAAUGUAAACUCGAAUAUCGCACGAAUGCCCUUAAUAUUAACAUUACGAGUAUUUUUUUUAAGUAGGUGGUGUAUUAUUCGUUUUUUUUUUUUUUCGCGUACAUCAAUUAGUGUCUACUGUUUAAUAUAUUUGAAUACGUAAUGAAAAAACGGGAUCGCGCUGUUUUGAAAAAAUAAUUUUAUCACUGCAAUUUAAUAUAACAAUAAUAAUUUUAACGAUCGGAUAUUUUAGAAGCCACUGUUUCCUGGAUUCAUCUGCUCUGUGUUUGGUAAUGUCAAUUUUUAAUACUCUAACAAUACUUUUUAAAUUACAAAUUCAUUAUUGUCAUAUUAUUUGUUUUUUUUUUUUUUUUUUUUUAAUUCUUUUUAAUUUGUAUAACUUAGUUGACUCUGUGCCUAAUAACAAAAAAUCCUUGGAAUCUAAAUUAAUAAAACCAAAAAAGUUAUUUGUAAAUAUAACCGGAUUCAUCACAAUAGUCCAAUAAACAAAAUGGACAUAUUAGGUAUUUUAUCCAUUAUUUUUCAUAAAAAUUAAAAUAAAUAUUAAAUACUAUAUAUUAUUAUAUCGAAAUAGAGAACAUUAAAACAAACCUGCAAACUAGCUCUUAACUGGAUCUAGUAAUAAUUUGCAUAUUUAGUGUUGUCAAAAUUUAAUCUCUUUCUGAUAAAGUCAAUUAAUAAUCAGUUGAAUUGAGUUUUAAUAAUGUGUAACAUUGUCCAAAUAUACCUAUCGAUAGCUGUAUAAUACUAUUCUUUCAGACACCAAUUGAAUGGGAUGUAGUUGAUGUUACACCAGUGAAAGCUCCAGAUGGUACAAUGAAAAUACCAUCUAAAGCUAUUGAAUCAGUAAACACAAAUAAAAUUGGCUUAAAAGGACCUCUUAUGACACCUGUCGGAAAAGGUCAUCGUUCUUUGAACUUAGCGCUUAGAAAGUAAAUACUUUAAAGUUGUUUAGAACUUUUUUCUACUGAUAAUUUGUUUUGUGUAAAUCAUUUAUUUAUUUUUUUUUAUUUAGAGAAUUCAAUUUAUAUGCUAAUGUAAGGCCCUGUCGUUCACUUGAAGGUUAUCCGACUCUUUAUGAAAACGUUGACGUAGUGACAAUUCGUGAAAAUACUGAAGGUGAAUAUUCUGGGAUUGAGCAUGAAAUUGUUGAAGGCGUUGUACAAUCUAUCAAGCUGAUCACAGAGGAAGCUUCCACUAGAGUAGCUGAAUUCGCUUUCAAAUAUGCUGUUGAAAAUAAACGAUCCAAAGUCACUGCUGUACAUAAAGCUAACAUCAUGUAUGUAUUAUAUAUUUAUAUUAUAUAUAUUGUAUAUCUAUGUAUGAUAUGUGAUAUGUUUAGGAGAAUGUCUGAUGGUUUGUUUUUGAGAUGCUGCCGUAAGGCCUCUUCAAAGUACCCGCAAAUAAAAUUUGAAGAAAAAUAUUUAGACACUGUUUGUUUAACCAUGGUUCAAGACCCUAGUUUUUACGACGUUUUGGUCAUGCCUAAUUUAUAUGGUGAUAUAUUGUCAGAUAUGUGUGCUGGUUUAGUUGGAGGUUUAGGUUUGACACCCAGUGGAAACAUUGGCAGUAACGGUGCUCUAUUUGAAUCUGUAAGUAAACAAAUAUUGUAUUAGAUAUGUUAUUUUUAUGUUUGUAAAAAAAAAAAAUUGAUUAGGUCCACGGAACAGCUCCGGAUAUAGCAGGUAAAGACUUGGCCAACCCUACUGCUCUUCUUUUAUCAGCUGUCAUGAUGCUCCGUCACAUGGAACUUAAUAGCAAAGCUGAUAUUAUCCAAAAAGCUUGUUUUGAAACAAUCAAAGAAGGCAAAUACAGAACUGGUGACUUGGGCGGAAAAGCCAAGUGUUCAGAGUUUACAGAUGAAAUUUGCCGUAAGAUUCAAGAAUCAUCUUAAUUUCACACAAAGAAAUUGAUUUAAAUAUUUAAAUAAGUAUUUGUGUAUAUUUAUUUUGUGCAAACACUAGGCCACACAGAUUAGCAAUAACCCCCACGAGUUUUUCGCGUUUGUUCCUUUCUAUUUAAUUAUUUAUAAUACAAGUUAUAGUUACUUAAUCCAGAAUUCAGAUUUUUUCAAAUGAUUACAGAAUCAUUGUUUUCUGUGAUAAAUAUUUAGGUAAUUAAUUUAGAAAACAAAAACAAUCCUAAGAUACUUUUAACAUCAUUCGCCAUCCAUUUCAUUUAUCACAUAGAUAAUAAUUUGUAGUCGUUUUAUUUGUAUCAUUUAUCUUUUUAAUUUUCAAAAUCAAAAAUAAAUCUAUCGCCCAUGACUUUUAACAUGCUAACUGUUAAAAAAAACUCAAUUACUUAAUUCAAUUAUUGACAAUUCAAUGACUAUUGAAUUUUUGUUAUGUUUGUUAGACAAAUGUUUUCCUACCUAUUUGAAUAUCUAUCAUUUAUGUAUUUAAUGACAUGAAAAAUGUGUUUGUCGUAAAAUUAAAAACAUAAAUUUGUAAAAAAUUGACUGAAUACAAAUGCUCUGGAUAUUCUAAAUAUUGUAUUAAUAAUAUGUAAUUACAGUAUGAGUUAUAAUAAUCAUUACUUAUUGUUAAUGAGAGUAUGGAACUUUAGAUACAUGCGCCUAGUCACUAGACGGUAUUAUAUAUUGUAAUAAAAUCAUUAUUGUUCUAUUAUUAAAAUUGAGUAUUGUUAAUUUUAGUGAUUACCUUUGAAUAAAUAUUUUUAUUCAUCAGUUGUAUUACUCUGUAUACUCUGUAAUUUUAUUAAUUUCAACAAUCAAGGGGAUUUAAUAUUCAUUUAAAAAAUGAUUUCACGUUCACAUCUGUAAAAAAAAAUAUGAUGCUUAUUUAGCUAACAAGUUUUUUUUUAUACAGGGGAUGAAUCUUUAAUAGAUAUGCCGUUCAUAUAUCGGAAGGUAUAAUUUUUUGUUGAAUAAUUUAUAAUACCAUUAAUUUCUUUUAUCUUCAUUUUUAAGGGUGAAACCA
This is a messenger RNA of Cinara cedri, 3812 nucleotides long. NCBI's taxonomy places the organism in Eukaryota, Metazoa, Arthropoda, Insecta, Hemiptera, Aphididae. The record is from the annotation of a GenBank genome assembly.